This is a messenger RNA of Aspergillus puulaauensis, 1662 nucleotides long. RefSeq names its product sugar porter family MFS transporter. Gene Ontology annotation, molecular function: carbohydrate:proton symporter activity. The coding region runs from base 1 to 1662 and encodes 553 amino acids. Gene Ontology annotation, biological process: transmembrane transport; carbohydrate transport. The record is from RefSeq and is a predicted model, not a curated record. NCBI's taxonomy places the organism in Eukaryota, Fungi, Ascomycota, Eurotiomycetes, Eurotiales, Aspergillaceae. The transcript is spliced from 2 exons. Gene Ontology annotation, cellular component: membrane.
AUGCGCUCCAUUGAUAUAAAUACCUCCCCGGAUUGCAAGUUCCCAGGAUAUUACAAGUCAGACCCAGUGCGAUAUCUGAUGAUGAAGUCUUACUUUGAAUGUAGAGGCAAAAGUCUCUUGAUAUGGAUCACGGUUUGCUGUACCUCAGCAAUGGCCCUAUUUGGGUACGACCAAGCCGUUUUUAGUGGCAUCAUUGUUACAAAAGAAUUCUUGGAUACCAUGGGCAACCCAGACGCGGGCAUGCAAGGAACCAUCACUUCGCUAUAUACGGUGGGAUGCUUUUUCGGCGCAGUAUCGGGCUCCGCAUUUGGGUCAAUACUCGGCCGCAAACGCGCCAUCAUUCUCGGAACAGCGGUCAUGAUGGCAGGAGCAAUUCUGCAAAUCACGGCGUUCAGUGUACCACAUAUGAUCGUCGGGCGCCUAGUGACGGGUCUCGGGAACGGCCUGAAUACUGCUACAACCCCAGUGUACCAGAGCGAGACAACGGAGCCCAAGUGGCGAGGGAAACUGGUCGUCCUCGGCCUCGUGGUCAACGUUGCUGGGUUCAGCCUGGCCAACUGGGUGACCUUUGGGCUCUCCUACGUGGAGGGUAGUGUCAACUGGCGAUUUCCACUUGCACUGAAGCUGGUAUUCGGCAUCAUUAUUUUGUCGACCGCGCCCUGGCUUCCCGAGUCACCUCGCUGGCUGAUCUCCAAGGGCCGCGUGGACGAAGCCGAUUUCGUGCUGGCUCGUAUCCAGGGAGAGGAUACCACGCCCAUAUCACCCACUGUCAUUGCGGAGCGCAAUGAAAUCCUACGAGCAUACAGGGCUGAAACUGAAAACAAGGUCUCCUGGGGUAUGCUCCUGCGUGGCCAGGCCAAGGGCCCAGGCACUCUCCGACGCUUCCUUCUCGGUCUGGGCACGCAGAUCAUCGUUCAACUAUCCGGCGUCAACGCCACCUCUUACUAUCUGCCAACUGUGCUCAGCCAGUCCGUGGGGCUUGGGGAAAAGCUAUCUCGCCUCCUAACCGCCGUUAACUCCGUUCACUACAUAUUCUUCUCCUACCUCGGCAUGAUGCUCAUCGACAAAUGGGGCCGCCGAGGCGCAAUGCUAAUCGGGUCCUCCGGAUGUUCCGUCUGCUACUUCCUCCUCAUGCUUCUGAUCCGAUUCAACCAGUACACAGACGACAGCGCCUCAUCGUACAGAUUCGGCGCCACAUCCGUCACCAUGAUCUUCCUCUACUACGUCUUCUUCGGCCUCGGCUGGCAGGGCACAGCCUGGCUCUACAACACGGAGAUCAACUCGCUGCACAUGCGCAUGACAGGCGCGUCCGCAAGCGUGGCCGCACAGUGGGCGAUCAACUACAUGGUCGUGCAGAUUACGCCGAUCGGGAUCCAGAAUCUGCGGUGGCGGUUUUACCUCAUCUGGGUGUUCUUCAAUGUAUUCUCGAUUCCGACGAUCUAUCUCCUCUACCCUGAGACGGCGAAUAGGAGGCUUGAGGAUAUCGAUACGGUCUUCAAGGAGGGAUUGCGGUUCUGGGUUUUCCGCGAUAAGGAAGCGACGCAGCCGAAGAGACCUGCUCGUUUUGUUGCGAUGGAGCAGCAGGGGCUUGAGGAUGCGCGGGUAGAGGUUAAGAAUGACAUGGCGGGUGGAGUGGAGCAGAUCGAGAUACAUCGGAUCUGA